Molecule: messenger RNA, 897 nt
Organism: Ostertagia ostertagi
Lineage: Eukaryota; Metazoa; Nematoda; Chromadorea; Rhabditida; Trichostrongylidae
Source: the annotation of a GenBank genome assembly
AUGGGUGCGGUGAAGGUGAUCAAGAACAAAGCGUUCUUCAAACGCUUCCAAGUGAAACUAAAAAGGCGACGUCAGGGCAAGACGGACUACUAUGCAAGAAAAAGGCUAACAGUACAAGACAAGAACAAGUACAACACUCCGAAGUACAGACUCAUCGCUCGUUUCACGAACAAGGACAUUGUGGCUCAGAUUGCUUACUCAAAGAUCGAAGGAGACGUCGUGGUAACAGCGGCAUAUUCGCACGAACUUCCCGCCUACGGCAUCAAGGUUGGUCUAACAAACUAUGCUGCUGCGUAUGCCACUGGCCUUUUGCUUGCUCGACGUCACUUGAAACGGCUUAACUUGGACGAAACAUUCAAGGGGCAAGAUGAGGUUACCGGUGAGUAUUUCAUUGUUGAAGAGGAAGGAGGUCGCAGGCCGUUCAAGGCGGUACUGGAUGUUGGAUUGUCUCGAACAACAACUGGUUGUAAGAUUUUCGGUCUAAUGAAAGGUGUUGUAGAUGGCGGCAUCGACGUACCACACAGCGAGAACCGCUUCUUCGGUUAUGAUGCUGAGACGAAGAAAUACGACGCCGCAGCUCAUCGAGAUCGAAUUUUCGGCAAGCAUGUAGCUGACUAUAUGAAAUUGCUCAAGGAGAACGAUAUGGAAGCUUACAAACGUCAAUUCUCUCAGUUCAUCGCUGAGGGUAUUGAACCAGACGAUUUGGAGGAGAUGUACAAGAAAGCUCACGAACGCAUUCGAAGUCAACCAGAUCAUGUUGCUCCAGCUCCUAAGAAAGUCGAGAAAAAGAGCUAUCGCAUCCAUAAGAUCAGCUUGGAGGAGAGAAAGAAACGCAUUGAGGAGAAGAAAGCGCUGCUCCUGCUACUGAAGAAACAGCAAGACGCCGCAAUGUCGUGA